Messenger RNA from Triplophysa rosa, 5049 nucleotides. RefSeq lists its product as uncharacterized. Lineage: Eukaryota; Metazoa; Chordata; Actinopteri; Cypriniformes; Nemacheilidae. Bases 3950 to 4681 code for a protein of 243 amino acids. The transcript is spliced from 6 exons. The record is from RefSeq and is a predicted model, not a curated record.
CCAGGGCCGCAUCAACGCACGGGCUUACCGGGGCUUAAGCCCGGGGCCUGUCACUGCAAGGGGGCCUUUACACAAACAAAUAUUCUUUUUUAAUUACGUAUUUAUUAAAAUAAUUAUCUUCGUCUCUGAGUUGUGACGCGCAGCCAGCGGUGCACUAGAUUGUGUGAAAAAAAGUGAUGGCUCCCAGAGCAACUCAAACUGCGAAAAGAGUGGAGGUGAUCGGUGGAUGCGGACAUCCUUAGCGCGGCAAUCUUCCCAUAGGUUCAUAGGCAAGUCAUUACAAAAUUAAAGACAUUUGAUUGGUAAAAUCAGAUUUUCAAUGAUUAUGCAUCAAAUUUACAAUUCAUUAUCUUCACCGUGGGAAUGUUUAUGCUGGAAAGUUGAAGAGCUGCUAAAAUCUGCUCAAAUAUCGGGUCUUCCCAAAACAUGUGAGAGUGGGGAGGAGUUACUUAAUACAAUUCCAAAGUUAUCAGGAUAUUUUACAAAAUCUGACGAAGACGGAGUUGACCGGGCCCAUGAAGUGUCAUCCUGCACAACAAUUUUAGGUUAGUUUGGUUGUUAACUUAAUGCAUUCUAAUUUUGUGUUUAAACGAACUCCAUUUUAUAUAUAUUCACUAUAAAUAAGCCAAGUUGACAGGUUCAUGUCUUAAUGAAGUGGCAAUAUGCGUCAAUUUUUUUGCGUGCUUUUAAACGCAGAUGGCUGUGAUGAAGCGCAUUUAACUGUUUCUGGAGCUGUUGAGACUGAGCAAGGAGGUACCGUUUCGGUUAAUGAACCUGAACUCGGAUCGCCUUCUGCAGUAAGGUUUUGUCAUGACUCAUGUUGAUCUCUUUGUGUAACUCGUAAUUAUUUGAUCUUGCCAUGUAGUUCGUACGGCAACUGUUUUGUUAUUAAAAAGCGUGUCUCGAGACACUUGCGUUCUGUGUUGCGCCUUUAAAAGACAUUCCUGAGCGCUGAAUCUCGCAUUUUUAUGCGCAGAGACGUGUUCCACGUAAUUCAUAGCCCCGGGGCCCAUGAAGGUCUUAAUACGGGCCUGUAUGCCACGAAUGUGUUUAUACACUUGUGUUGAGCAUGUCCUCCAAAAAAGGCCUAUAGGUCGUUUGUACAAGCGCCUUAUUACGGCUAACGGUUACGUCUUAAUGAUGAGCGCCCUCUAGCGUCAGCAGCUUAUUACGGCUAACGGUUACGUCUUAAUGAUGAGCGCCCUCUAGCGUCAGCAGCUUAUUACGGCUAACGGUUACGUCUUAAUGAUGAGCGCCCUCUAGCGUCAGCAGCUUAUUACGGCUAACGGUUACGUCUUAAUGAUGAGCGCCCUCUAGCGUCAGCAGCUUAUUACGCUCUACUGUUACGUGUUUUGCCGUUUAGGGUAUUUUAUUGCUUUAGGUUGUUCACUUUAUGCCUUUACUUCUUGGCAUUUGUUAUAAUAUCAAUAGUUUCAUGAAUAUAUAUGGUAUUCAUGAUAUUCAGUAUUCAGAUAUUUUGAAGCCCCUAAACCUAACCAGUUCUCAACCAUACAAAACAUAUUAAUUUAUUGCAUAAAUUGACCAAAAAAAACUGCAUAUUACAAAACAAUGUCAUGGAAUGCAGGAGUCAUGAGAAGAUGAUCAAAUGAUCAAACUCUGAUGACCAUUUUGAUUGUAUUGUACUUGUGUAUUUAGCAGGAUUAACUUUGUUUUUCUUUUCUUCAAAUAUACACAUUUUAAAAUGCUAAGGUAAAUUAACCCAGAAAAUGGUUUAUGUUUGAGCCAACAAUGGGUAACCCAGCAUUUUGGGUCUCAACAACCUACCAUGGGUUCAUUUACAACCAGCAAUUCUGGGUUUGUCUCUUUUUGGUCCAAUGCUGGUUUGCAAAUAGCCCGACAUUUUUAUUGUGUGAUUUGUGUUUCAUGUACAUGAUCUACGUAUGUCUAAGUGACCUUUGUUUAUUGUGAUCCUGAACGUCGGCUAAAUGUGGCAAAUAAUAACAGUUAAUCUUAGUGUAACAGGCUAUUGUAAAGUUUUAAUCUAAAACACAGAUUAUUAACUAAACUCAUCACUUCAUUUAUGUAUGUUUCGUGCUUGAGAUCGUCAUAACAAACACAUUCGUUUCUCAAUACAGAGAGAGAUCUGUUGAGACUAGAGAGCUGUAUUUAAACCAUGGAUCUGAGAUCUGACAUUUAGCCAUCUUUGGAGGAUGGAUCUUGAUUUUUUAUUUAAUAUUUUGUAUAUAAUUCAGUAUUUGUUAGAUGCAGUCAUGAGAUCAUUGUGGUUGUUAUUAUGGCACUAUACUUGAUAAAGUCAUGUUGAAUAAAAGCGAAUUAAGACUAAAUUUACAAGUACAUUAUUUUAAAACUAUCUGUUCAUUACAAAUGUAUAUUAUAUAUCUUCUCAACAUUAAAAAGCAUAAAAUACGUCAUGGCAGGAAGUGUUUGUGGUGUUAAUUUCGCAGUCUGACAGAAAACCUGCAGGACCUAUGAGCAGCAUGAUAAACACAUUAAGUGUGAAAGAAGACGGCAGAGCUGUGAAGACCAAACUGACCACCACCACAAACCCCUGAAGACCAAAAUACACAUGACACAUGAGAACUUGAGACGUGUCAGUUCUUCAGUUUAUUUUACACACAUCAUCUGUUGAUCUUUAUCUCACACCUGUUGAUCAUGAGAUUGCUGCAAGUCCCUGAUUGGUGACGCAUCCAGUACAUCUGGGAGACAUCUAUUUGAUGUCUGCAUUUACAUCUGCAAGACGUGUUUAAUUGUUUGCUCAUCUGCAAUAUGAUUCGUUUACAUGUGUGCAUUUGGCAUAACUGUACAAUAUAUUCUCAACUAACUAACUAAACCACAUUAAAAACUCGAAACACAGUGAUUUUAUCUCGUAGAAGCAGAAAAGAAAGAGGAACUAUGUCAUUAUUUGUUGUAAAUGAGCUCAUGGAAAACUGAGUCCUUUAGCAUCUCAAAGUGACACAUGACACUGACAGAUCAUUUCUACUGAUAUGAAUGUGUUGAUCAUGUGUCCGAGAGCAGAGGUGAGAAACAGCAGACCAUCUGAAAAUCAACUUUACAAUUUAUACAAUGAAAGUUCAACUUUCUUUUAUAUCAAGUAUAAAUGGAAUUGACAGUAAAACCGAGGCCUACAAUAUUCACAAUGCCAUUAACAUAAGCCUGUAUGAACAAACAUAGGCUAUACAAUAUUGUUAAUUUCACCAAAUGAUGUCAUACCAAUAUUCCUGAAUAUCAGAUUGAAUGUAUUAUGGGCAGAACACUUUGAACAGUGGCUGUUGGCGUGUUUGAUCAGAUCUGACCUAUAGGCCAAAACCCAGCAGUGGCUUUAUUUCAUCAGGCUGCUAACCAAGGAUGGACUCAACCAUUGCCCUCACACAGGCCUACUUCGUGAACCACAAGACCACGUGCAGUUUCCUGGGCUGCAGCGAUAUCUACUUGGGGUGCGAGGGUGAUUCGAGAGUACGAAAAUACUCCAUGUCUUCCUGGAAUGUAAAACCAAAAGUAAAGGGCUCCCUGGAACCUUCCAGGUGUUCCAUGAGACCACGAAGGGACACCUCCUUGUCCUCUUCGUCCAUUGCUUCCUUCGGCCUGAGACUGGUGGUCUGGAUCGUAUGUCUUAAAAUGAGUGGCUGCGGGACUGGAGAUGGAGACUAUUGGGGAAGAUGACGAUGUGCAGGGAGAGAAGCACGUGCGUCAGGUUCACCUGUGUACCCUCGCUCAUGACUCCUCAGAAAUCUUCGCCUCCUCCCUGUGCAAUUAGAGAAUUGAGAUGUCCUCAAGGAUGGCCGAGCUCGAUCGGUUUCGGGUCAUAGGAUGAAGGACCAGCGAGGAGGUAUAUUGAGAAGCACGGGAGGAGAACCGUUAGCCCAGUCCAUCAACGUUCUUUAGCAAAACAGGUGUGUUUGGUUGUGAGUUUGUGUCGGUGACUGAAGGAGAUUCUGUUAUUCUGUCUGUAAAUCUCACUGAACAUCAGAUGAAGGAGGAAAUCUCCUGGAAGUUUGGAGCUCAAGACAUUACAAUAGCUGAAACAGAGAAAAAGGGCAAGUACCCCCGUUUACAUGAAGAGAGAGCUGAUGGGAGAUUCAGAGGCAGACUGAAGCUGGAUCACACCGGAUCUCUCACCAUCACGAACAUCAGAACUGAUCACUCUGGACUUUAUACAGUCAUCACCUCAAACACAGAGACACAACUCAAUAUAUUCAACAUUACCAUCUAUGCUCGUCUGCCUGUUCCUGUCAUCAGCAGAGUCUCUCCACAAAACUCUUCAUCAUCUUCAUCAUCAGAUUGUGUUGUGUUGUGUUCAGUGAUGAAUGUGUCACAUGUGAGUGUCUCCUGGUACAAAGGAAAGAGUUUCUUGUCCAACAUCAGUGUGUCUGAACACAGAGACAUCAUCAACAUCUCUCUUCAUCUGGAGUGUCUGAAUGAUUCUUACACAUGUGUCAUCAACAAUUCCUUCACAAACCAGACUCAACAUCUCAACACUGAUGUCUGUCAAAAGUGUUCAGAUGUCUCUGAAGACUACGUCUGCAAGUGUACUUUUACUGAAGCUGUGAUCCGAUUGGUCCUCUCUGCUCUGGUGGGCGUGGCUGCUGUUGCUGUUGUGGUUUAUGACGUCAGAUCCAGAACAGAUCAACAGAAGAAGAGAUCAGAUCAGAAAAUAAGAUCAGACAUUGAGUUAAACACACUUGAUUCAGCCGGGUGUUAGGGUCGGCUAUCAUUUGAAUUUGAUCAAUUCUGAUUCUGCUUAUUGAUUUAAAUUUCAAAGUGUUAAAAAAUGAAACAUGACAUCAAACAUUACAUAUCAAGACGUAUAGUCACAUAGCAUCUUCAGCUUUGCAAAUAAUAGCCUGUGAGCAGUGUUUUGAAAAACAGAUAACUGGGUUAAGAGACCAAAUACUGCAGCCCAGUUUAACUGUAUCACACCGGCUUGUGUUCUGAAAUGUGACGUUUAAUGUCGCUGUGAUGCAUUCUUGUUUUUCCUGUUAGUGCUUGUUUUGCAUUUUGACUUGAAAUUAAAAUUGUCCUCAUUUUUUCACCCUCUUGUCAUUUUAAACCUGUUUGAGUUUCUUUCUU